AAAACAACAACAAAAACAACAUUAUCAACCACAAAGAGCUAAACAACAACCGGAACCAACGAUAUUAUCAAAUGAAUUGGAACAACAACAACAACAACUACCACCAUCUUUAACAACAACAACAGCAAAAUUAUUACAAAAAUAUUAUCAAAAAUUAUUACCACCAUAUAAUAUUGAUGAUGAUGAUAAUAAUGAUGAUGUUGUUGUUGUUUUUGAUCGACAACAACAACCAAGACGACAACAACAACAAGAAUUUAAUCCAUAUGAAGAAUCAGCAGCAGCCAUUAUUCAACAACAACAACGAUUACCAUUCUUAUUGAAUAAUCAAAAUCCAAAUCAAAACAAUGCUGCUAUUUUUCUUAAUGGAGCUGAAGGAUUAUUAAGUAAAUAUAAAAAUUCCAAUAAUCGACCUACUGCUGUUUUACGAAGGGAAUUUCAUCAACAACCAAAACAACAACAACCAUUCAUUGAUGAUGAUCUAAAUAGACUUUUAGUUUCGAUACAAAACAUACAACCAUCAUCAUCAAAUGAUGAAAGAAAUAUUGAUUAUUUGGAUGAUGAAAAUAGAAUAGCUUCUGCUGCUGCUGUUGUUAAUCCUGCUGCUUUUAAUGAUGGUGAUUUCGAUGUCGAUGAACAACAAUUAUUGAAUUUUGCCAAUUUUAUUGGCACUGGUGUUGGCAAUAGACAACCGAUUGCUUUUCAGGAUGAUGAUGAUAAUGUAAACUUGAAAAAUUUCGAAAAUUUCAAUCGAAAAUGGAAAUUAAUGAAACAUCCAUCGACAAAUUACAGGCAAUCUUCUUCUCCGUUGGUAUUUAGUGAAGAAAAUAUGGCCAUACCAUACGAUGAAAUUGAACAAACAAAAAAAAGAAAAAGUCAUGAUGAUGACGCAACAGCAGCGAAAAUCAAUAGUGUUAAUCAUGAUAAUCAUCAACAACACCAACAAAAAUCAUUGAUGCAACCGGAAAAAAGAUUACAGGUUGGAUCAUCAUCAUUGAAACAACAACCAUCAAAUAUAAUGAACAGUAAACAUUCAAUACAAAUACCUAAAUCAUAUCAAUUAUCAAUGAUGAUGAAUAAUAAUAAUGAUGGAAAAAGUUCAAUGGAAUCAAAAUUUAGUAGUUUAUCGGAUAUUUAUUUUAUUGCUAUAGUAGCAUGUAUAAGUACAGUAGCAAUAUUUUCGGUAAUUGGUGCCGGUUAUUGUUUCUAUAAAGUACAACAAAGUAAUAAAGCAGCAGCGGAUGUUGAUUUUCCUGCCUAUGGUGUUAUUGGUCCGGUUAGUCGAAGUGGUGGUGGUGGUAGUACUCUUGGUGGUGAUAAUAAUGAUGGUAAAUGUCAAUCACCAAAUAAUGAUAGAAAAUUAGUACAAAGUGCACAAAUCUAUCAUUAUCAUCAUCAAAAACAACAGAUGAUUUCAACUGAAAAAAAUUCAAAUGUACCGAAAAAUAAUACAAUGGGUUCGGAUAUUGAAUCGGAUGAAGAAAAUGAAGAUGGUGAAUAUACUGUUUAUGAAUGUCCGGGUUUAGCACCAACCGGUGAAAUGGAAAUAAAAAAUCCAUUAUUUCAAGAUGAUUUAACACCAAUGUCAUCACCAUCAGUUAAUAAUGGUACAUCAUCGUCAUCAUCGGCAACAAGCAAGCAAACAACACCAAAAGAUUUAAAUGAUUCAACAAAACAAUCGAUAAUCAAUAAUAAUCAACAUCAACAGCAGCAACAACAACAAAAAUCGGAAAAACAAAAACAACAACAACAACAAAUGGCCAAAUAA
Messenger RNA from Dermatophagoides pteronyssinus (European house dust mite), 1765 nucleotides. RefSeq lists its product as uncharacterized. The record is from RefSeq and is a predicted model, not a curated record. Gene Ontology annotation, cellular component: membrane. NCBI's taxonomy places the organism in Eukaryota, Metazoa, Arthropoda, Arachnida, Sarcoptiformes, Pyroglyphidae.